Messenger RNA from Acanthamoeba castellanii str. Neff, 1059 nucleotides. Its product is annotated as autophagy protein, putative. Gene Ontology annotation, biological process: protein localization to phagophore assembly site; nucleophagy; autophagy of mitochondrion. Gene Ontology annotation, cellular component: phagophore assembly site membrane; extrinsic component of membrane; cytosol. NCBI's taxonomy places the organism in Eukaryota, Discosea, Longamoebia, Acanthamoebidae. Bases 1 to 1059 code for a protein of 352 amino acids. The transcript is spliced from 8 exons. Gene Ontology annotation, molecular function: protein binding; phosphatidylinositol-3-phosphate binding; phosphatidylinositol-3,5-bisphosphate binding. The record is from RefSeq and is a predicted model, not a curated record.
AUGUCGUUGUCUGUGGCGCGAGAGCAAAAGAACAAGCUGCUCUACGUUGGAUUCAAUCAGGACUAUUCCUGCUUUGCCAUCGGGACUGAUGAUGGCUUUGAGAUUUGGAACGUCGACCCCUUCAAGCUUCGAUUCAAACGAGAAUUCGAUGGCGGGCUGGGCAUUGUAGAAAUGCUCUUCCGGUCCAAUCUGCUGGCGCUGGUCGGGGGAGGCAAGAAUCCCAAGUACCCACCCAACAAGGUCAUGAUUUGGGACGAUUACCAGAACAAGUGCCUUGCCGAGCUCGAAUUCAGAUCCGAUGUCAAGGGAGUGAAGCUGCGACGGGACAAGAUCGUCGUUGCGCUGGAGAACAAGGUCUACGUCUACAACUUUGCCGAUCUCCAGCUCGUGCACCAGAUCGAAACCACAGCCAACCCCAAAGGUCUGAUUGCGCUGUGCCCAGACUCGAACAACACCGUGCUGGCGUGCCCCGGCCUGAAGCCGGGCUACGUACACCUGCGCCUGAACGAUAUCAACAAGUCGACGCCCAUCAAAGCACACGACAACCCGCUUUCGUGCCUCGCUCUCAAUCUCGACGGCACCAGACUUGCCACGGCCUCCGAGCAAGGCACGGUGAUUCGUAUAUGGGACACGAGCACAGGGGAGCAGGUGGGCAAGCUGCGAAGGGGCAAGGACAAGGCCGAGGUCAACUGCAUCUCGUUCUCCAGCGACUCCGAGUGGCUAUGUGUCUCCUCCGACAGGGGUACGGUGCACAUUUUCAAUCUGGCAAACAACGGCGGCUCGGAGUCGGCCAAGGCGCAAAAGUCGAGACUGAGCUUCAUGGGCGGCCUCGGCCUCCUCCCGUCUUCGCUCGACGACUACGUGGGCUCGGACUUCAGCUUUGCGCAGCUCCACCUGACGGUCCCGCGCAGCAUCUGCUCGUUUGGGCAGGCCAACAAUCUCAUCAUCGUGAUCGGACAGGACGGGACGUUCUACAGGUACGCGUACGACUCGGAACAGGGCGGCGAGGGCAAGCGGGAGGACCACAUCCUCUUUCUCAAGGACAAGGAAGACGAUUGA